Myzus persicae (green peach aphid) is the source of this 640-nucleotide messenger RNA. RefSeq names its product small nuclear ribonucleoprotein Sm D2-like. The coding region runs from base 192 to 569 and encodes 125 amino acids. The transcript is spliced from 3 exons. Gene Ontology annotation, molecular function: RNA binding. Gene Ontology annotation, biological process: spliceosomal snRNP assembly; RNA splicing. NCBI's taxonomy places the organism in Eukaryota, Metazoa, Arthropoda, Insecta, Hemiptera, Aphididae. Gene Ontology annotation, cellular component: U2 snRNP; precatalytic spliceosome; U1 snRNP. The record is from RefSeq and is a predicted model, not a curated record.
GUUUUGAUAAUAAUUUAAUAAUACCGUAUUCAGUAUUUACUAUUUACUAUUUGUGUUUUUAUAUUAAUUAGUAUUGAAGUAAGUUAACUGUUAAAUCAAUUAAGUCAGACUGCCGGGCACACCAUUGAACUAUUUAAAUUAUUGUGUAUAAUAUUAUUAAUUGUUAAUACAUUUUUAUACAUCAUAUAACAAUGGCUGCCGUAGCAAACAAGCCAAAAUCUGAAAUGACUCCAGAAGAGUUAGCAAAACGUGAAGAAGAAGAAUUCACUACAGGCCCCAUGUCGGUAUUAACCCAAUCUGUACGUAAUAAUACUCAAGUGUUGAUAAACUGCCGUAACAAUAGAAAACUUUUGGCAAGAAUCAAAGCAUUUGACCGACAUUGUAACAUGGUAUUAGAAAAUGUACGGGAAAUGUGGACUGAGUUACCUAAAACGGGUAAAGGCAAAAAAAAAGCAAAAGCUGUUAGUCGAGACAAAUAUAUUUCUAAAAUGUUUCUACGAGGUGAUUCAGUUAUUUUAGUGGUCAAGAACCCUAAAGAAGCUGUUCGACAACAACCGCCGGCCCCUUGAUAUGUAUUUCUUCUUUUCACAAAUUAUAUUUAAGAUGUUUGCAUUUAAUGUACACCUAUUACUUGAUUUGA